Messenger RNA from Rattus rattus (black rat), 3943 nucleotides. RefSeq names its product ring finger protein 141 (gene Rnf141). Bases 167 to 859 code for a protein of 230 amino acids. The record is from RefSeq and is a predicted model, not a curated record. Gene Ontology annotation, biological process: protein autoubiquitination. The transcript has 6 exons. NCBI's taxonomy places the organism in Eukaryota, Metazoa, Chordata, Mammalia, Rodentia, Muridae. Gene Ontology annotation, molecular function: ubiquitin-protein transferase activity.
CCUUACGUCACUGAGGUGCGACUGGUUUGCUGGCCGCGGCGCUGCCGCCUAGCGGGUUUAGCUAAGCAGCGGCCAAGGCGGCGUCGCUGGCGCGGGGAGAGCGAUGCCUUGAACAGGAAACUAUGUGAAACAAAACUUUCUGAAUUCUGAAAGACAUCAUUUCACCAUGGGACAGCAAAUUUCCGAUCAGACGCAGUUGGUUAUUAACAAGUUACCAGAAAAAGUAGCAAAACAUGUCACCUUGGUUCGAGAAAGUGGCUCCUUAACUUAUGAAGAAUUUCUUGGGAGAGUUGCUGAACUCAAUGAUGUAACUGCUAAGAUAGCUGCUGGUCAGGAAAAGCAUCUUCUCUUUGAGGUACAACCUGGGUCUGAUUCUUCUGCCUUUUGGAAAGUGGUCGUACGGGUGGUCUGUACCAAGAUUAACAAAAGCAGCGGCAUUGUGGAAGCUUCGCGGAUCAUGAAUUUAUACCAGUUUAUCCAGCUCUAUAAAGACAUCACAAGUCAAGCUGCUGGAGUCUUGGCUCAGAGCUCCACCCCUGAAGAGCCCGAUGGGAACCCAUCCUCUGUAACAUCUUGUCAGGCCAGUCUGUGGAUGGGCAGGGUGAAGCAGCUGACCGAUGAGGAGGAGUGUUGUAUCUGCAUGGACGGCCGAGCUGACCUCAUCCUGCCCUGUGCUCACAGCUUCUGUCAGAAGUGUAUUGAUAAAUGGAGUGAUCGACACAGGAACUGCCCCAUUUGUCGCCUACAGAUGACUGGAGCGAAUGAAUCGUGGGUGGUGUCAGACGCGCCCACUGAAGAUGACAUGGCUAACUAUAUUCUUAACAUGGCUGAUGAGGCAGGCCAGCCCCACAGGCCGUGACUUGGGGGAAGACUUUCUGUUGUUAUUCCGAACUAUAAAUACACUGUUGUCAUAGAGGAGGAGGGUAGGGACAGUGUGGCACACACAGAAAUAUCAGUUUCCCCACCCUCUUUAUUUUUGCUAUUCUGAUAAUAUGUCCCAUUCUUAAAUAAACUCCCAUGUCUUCCAUGAACGGUGGGCUACAGUUUGCUACUGUUUAGCCGUACUUCCAGCCCACCUGGUCUGUUGCUCUUGAGCCUUUGCUACCGAUGCAGCCAUACUUGACACCCCUGCUUCCCGGGGAGGGAACUGCUCUGGCAUCUUUUCAGUGGGUUUCAAUUUUAGAGCCUUGAAAGUUGGGGCCAUCUGAGAUAAAUGACUGAAACGAAUGUCUCAGCUGGGACCUGAGGUGCGUGUGCUCUGCCCCCUUGUGGUUCAUUCUGGAUCCUUCAGUGCUGUGGCCCAGUUGCUUCCAGAUUUUCUGUCACUUUCGGCCUUGGGUUCUGGAACUACUCUUUAUGUUGACAUGCUGCAGCACACGGAUUAGUACUGUCUGGGUCAGACUUUGUCUUCAAAAUGGACUGUAUUGGAGGGACAGUCAUGGCUGUUGGAGAAAUGCAUCUCCAGACUUGAAUGAGUGUCCAUUGGGUUUUUCAUGAUGCCCUUGUAGCUUAAGUUUGCAGGAAUUUUUUUCUUUAUAGAAACAACAUUUCAUAUUUCUAGGUUACAUUGACUCAUCCAGUCCUAAGCUACAGUGCAUUUAUUUUAGGUAAAGACGCCUUUCUGAGGCUAUAGUCUCAAAUCUCUCAGAUUAAAAGAGGAAGAUCAGGUAAACAUUUACCAUGUAGUUGUAAAACCCAAAAUCCACACCUCCAUUGGCUUUCUUCCCACUUCUCUGCACUAUUCAAGUGUCUGGAGAGAGAACAGUAACAGGAGUGCAGCCUUAGUGACCCCGGCAGUGGCUUACAGAGGAAAAUUGUUAACAGUUCGGCCUAUAAAAAAGCUAGUGCAUGAAAUAAGUCCCCUUUAAGAAAUUUUACCAUUCCAUAGAAAUCUCACUGAUUUUUGGCAAGCCACAACUGUUCCUGUUUUCCUAAGUACAGAUGUACACAAUUGAAGUUAACUGCUUAUUAAUUUUUGAUUCAGAUUUUAAUGAAUAUUCAAAUAAAAUCCCUUUCAAAGAAAAAGAUCUGACUUGAUUCUGUCCCCCAAAUACUGAAGACGUCAAUAGUCUACUCACUGUAAUGACAGGAUGGUGACAGGAUACCACAUGGCUAUGUAGUCCUCUGAGCAUGUGGGCAGCACAGUGCUGUUGUCUGUCACACCUUAGCUGUGAUGGCCCCCACGCCCUUGAGAAAGUCUUACACUGUUGUAGGUUCCUGUUGAGAAACUGAGAUUGUGUUUGUGGUUUUCAAACAUUACAGUGGAACUUCCAAGUGAAUUUUGAGAGUCUGUUCACACUGAGUACAUACACACAUGCUACCCCAUUAUAGAGAAGCUAUGUUUUACUGAUACAGGUUUUCUUAUAUAAACUUUAUACAGUGUGAUCGCUUUUAAGUCAGUAUAUGAAAAUGUGAAAAUGCAUUGGUGAUACUGUUUCAUUAGAAUUUGUGAGUGAAAAAUGUGUUUUGUAAAAAUAUAAUUCAGGGCUGGAGGUGUAGCUCAGCUGGUAGAGUUGUUUGCCUAGUGUAUACAAGCCCUGGGUUCCAUCCCAGCACUGCAUAAAACAAUGCUGGUGGUGCACCCCUACUAUCCCAACACUUGAGAGGACGACACAGGGAGACCAGAAGUUCCAGGUGAUCCCUCGCCACAUAGUGAGUUCAAGGAUAGCCUGGGCUACAUUGAAACACUGUUUCAAAAAAAAACUUGGGUGGUCAGGCUAGAGAGGUAACUCGGAGGUUAAGAGCACUUGCUGGUCUUGCAGAAGACCAGAGUUUAAUCCCCAGCACCCACAAUAGUGGUUCACAACACCUGUGUCCCCAGCUCCAGGGGGUCCAGCACCCUCUUCUGACUGUCAAGGGCACCCUCGUGCAUGUUACACAGGGACACACACGAACAAAGACAACUUCAAAACACUGUAAAGUUCACAUUUGCAGAUGAUUCAAGCUCCUCUGUUGAUUCUCAAGUGCUUCGUGGAACAUUCCUUAUGCCUUGGGAUCAGUGAUCAUCUGAGGUGUUUUCUAGCCUUAAAAUUGUCCUUUUGGAUUUAGACUUGCUGGGUUUAAUUCAAAUUGUCCAAUUUUGAAGUGUGUCUGAAAUGAAUAGCAUAGCUUUAGGGGUUGGGGGAUACUUCCCACAAUAGCCAAUACUUCUAUUCCCCAGAAUCCUUCGCUUUUGAAAGAACGGAAAGAGAGUGAGUGCAGUGACUUGAUAUUGCCCACUGCCCUUUACUUAUGUGAGCUCCAAGAUGCUAACUGGUCCUCUGUGAAGUAUCAGUGUCUCCAACUGCCUUAUCAAGUGGCGAGCAGAGUUCUCUAUGCAUUCCAGGAACUGGGUGGUGACUCUUCAGAUGUCAGUAGCAGGUAGGGCUCGCCGUGGUAUCUAAUCAUGAAAGUUGUAAAUCUGUCUCAUACUUUUUCUAUGCUGUACAUCUUUGUCUUUUUAAAAUAAGAACUACAUAAAUACAUUUACCAUGGUAGGAAACUGUGCCUUCAGAGGAGUGUGAACGGCCUCCUGCUUUGGGGAACUGUUGUAAAUUGUAUGUUAGUGCUGUGCGUACUCAGUAACAGCAGGUUAACUCAAAUGCUGCACACACUGGGUUUCAGAAAGAGUUUGACUUUACUGUUGUAAAGACUGAGAACAGCAAAGCCUGUUUUAUUGGGGAAACUGGUGCAGUGUGCAAUAAGUAAACUUUGCAGCUGAACAUUAGCUAACUAAAAAGACCUGCUUAUGCGACUUCACAUUCUUAUGUACUAAAUAUUUAUAUUUAUUAGAGGACUGUUUUAUAUUGUGCUCUGGGGGUCGUGGUGUUUGUGUGCUGUUUUGAGGUGAUUUUCUUGUAUUAAUAUACAACUGGUUAAUAAGGCUGCUUGGAAACCUUUUGGUGCCCUGAUUUUUUAACACUGGGAAGUUGGAUUCAUUAAAAGAUAGUCUGAAUAACUCGCA